CGAUCGCGCUCCUCAGCGCCCUCCCGCUCUCCCGGCCGCGGUCCCCUCGCCUGCGCCGCCCCGCCGCCGGCUCCGCCGCCGCCCCUGGCGACCAUGGCGCACCGGGGGCCCCCGCGUACCCCGAAGGGCCCCGGCCCCGCCGCCCGAGCCCCUAGCCCCGGGGCCCCUCCGCCGCCGCGCUCGCGGCCGCUGCUGCUGCUGCUGCUGCUGCUGGGCGCCUGCGGGGCGGCGGGGCGCUCCCCCGAGCCCGGGCGCCUGGGUCCCCGCGCGCAGCUGACUCGGGUGCCACGGAGCCCUCCCGCGGGGCGCGCGGAGGCCGGUGGCGGCGAGGACCGGCGGGCGCGCGGCACGGAGCCCCGCGUCCCGGGUCCGAGACCAGGUCCCGCUCCGAGUCCCGGCGAGGACGGCGCCCCCGCCGCGGGCAACCGGCGCUGGGAGCGGGCGGCGCCGCUGGCCGGAGCGGCUUCGCGGGCGCAGGUCUCGCUCAUCAGCACGUCGUUCGUGCUCAAGGGGGACGCGACGCACAACCAGGCGAUGGUGCACUGGACGGGCGAGAACAGCAGCGUGAUCUUGAUCCUGACGAAGUACUACCAUGCAGACAUGGGGAAGGUUCUGGAAAGCUCACUGUGGCGGUCGUCGGAUUUCGGGACGUCCUACACCAAGCUCACCCUCCAGCCUGGCGUCACCACCAUCAUCGACAACUUCUACAUCUGCCCGACCAAUAAACGGAAGGUUAUCCUCGUCAGCUCCUCACUCAGUGACGGGGACCAGAGCCUAUUCCUCAGCACGGACGAAGGCGCCACCUUUCAGAAGCAGCCCGUUCCCUUCUUCGUGGAAACACUGAUUUUUCAUCCCAAGGAGGAAGACAAGAUCCUCGCCUACACAAGGGAGAGCAAGCUCUACGUGUCAUCUGACUUGGGGAAAAAGUGGACUCUUCUGCAAGAUCGAGUGACUAAAGACCACGUGUUCUGGGCUGUGUCUGGGGUGGACGAUGACCCUGACUUGGUCCAUGUGGAAGCCCAGGACCUCAGUGGAGGUUUUCGGUACGUCACCUGCUCAAUCUACAAUUGCUCUGAGAAGACUCUGACGGCCCCGUUUGCAGGCCCCAUUGACCAGGGCACUCUGACUGUGCAGGACGAUUACAUCUUCUUUAAGGCAACAUCAGCAAACCGGACGAAAUACUAUGUUUCUUACCGUCGCAACGAAUUUGUCCUGAUGAAGCUGCCGAAGUACGCACUGCCAAAGGAUCUGCAGAUCAUCAGCACGGAUGAGAGUCAGGUGUUCGUGGCGGUGCAGGAGUGGUACCAGGUGGACACCUACAACCUGUACCAGUCGGAUCCGCGGGGUGUGCACUACGCGCUGGCGCUGGAGGAUGUGCGCAGCUCGAGGCAGGCGGAGGAGAGCGUGCUCAUUGACAUCCUGGAGGUCAGAGGGGUGAAAGGAGUCUUCCUGGCAAACCAAAAAAUUGAUGGGAAAGUUAUGACGCUUAUAACCUACAACAAGGGCCGUGACUGGGAUUACCUGAGGCCACCCAGCAUGGACAUGAAUGGAAAACCAACCAACUGCAAGCCUCCAGACUGCCACCUGCACCUGCACCUGCGCUGGGCAGACAACCCCUAUGUAUCGGGCACUGUGCACACCAAGGACACGGCCCCAGGCCUCAUCAUGGGUGCAGGUAACCUGGGCUCACAGCUGGUGGAAUAUAAAGAAGAAAUGUACAUCACAUCAGACUGCGGACACACCUGGCGGCAGGUGUUUGAGGAGGAGCACCACAUCCUGUACCUGGACCACGGCGGGGUGAUCGUGGCCAUCAAAGACACCUCCAUCCCCUUGAAGAUCCUCAAGUUCAGUGCGGAUGAGGGCCUCACCUGGAGCACGUACAACUUCACCAGCACCUCAGUGUUUGUGGACGGGCUGCUGAGUGAGCCAGGGGACGAGACACUGGUUAUGACGGUCUUUGGCCACAUCAGCUUUCGCUCCGACUGGGAGCUGGUCAAGGUGGACUUCCGGCCCUCGUUCUCCAGGCAGUGCAGCGAGGAGGACUACAGUUCCUGGGACCUGUCCAACCUGCAGGGUGACCACUGCAUCAUGGGCCAGCAGAGAAGUUUCCGGAAGAGAAAGUCUACGUCCUGGUGCAUCAAGGGGAGGAGUUUCACAUCAGCACUCACAUCCCACGUGUGUGAGUGCCGGGACUCGGACUUCCUGUGCGACUACGGAUUUGAACGCUCCCCCUCCUCAGAGUCCAACACCAACAAGUGCUCUGCCAACUUCUGGUUCAACCCCUUGUCCCCGCCUGACGACUGUGCCCUGGGCCAGACCUACACCAGCAGCCUUGGGUACCGGAAAGUGGUGUCCAACAUGUGUGAGGGUGGUGUGGACCUGCAGCAGGGUCCCGUGCAGCUGCAGUGCCCCCUCACCCCGCCCCGCGGCCUGCAGGUCAGCAUCCAAGGCGAGGCGGUGGCCGUGCGACCUGGAGAGGACGUCCUGUUUGUGGUGCGGCAGGAGCACGGCGAUGUCCUGACCACCAAGUACCAGGUGGACCUCGGGGACGGCUUCAAGGCCAUGUACGUGAACCUUACGCUGACCGGGGAACCCAUCCGGCACCGCUAUGAGAGUCCCGGUGUCUACCGCGUGUCUGUGAGGGCAGAGAACAUCGCUGGCCACGACGAGGCGGUGCUCUUUGUCCAGGUCAACUCCCCUCUGCAGGCCCUCUACCUGGAGGUGGUUCCUGUCGUCGGCAUCAACCAGGAGGUGAACCUCACAGCUGUGCUGCUUCCCUUGAACCCCAACCUCACCGUCUUCUACUGGUGGAUCGGCCACAGCCUGCAGCCCCUGCUUUCCCUGGAUAAUUCUGUGACAACGCGAUUUUCGGACACGGGCGACGUGCGUGUGACCGUGCAGGCCGCCUGCGGGAACUCGGUGCUGCAGGACUCCAGGGUCCUCCGUGUGCUGGAUCAAUUUCAGGUCGUGCCUCUAGAGUUUUCCAAGGAGCUGGAUGCCUACAACCCCAAUACGCCCGAGUGGAGGGAAGAUGUGGGCCUGGUGGUCACCCGGCUGCUCUCCAAGGAAACCAGCGUCCCUGAGGAGCUCCUGGUGACUGUGGUGAAGCCGGGGCUCCCCACCUUGGCUGACCUGUUCGUGCUCCUUCCCCCUCCCAGGCCCACAAGGAAGAGGAGCCUCUCAAGUGAUAAGAGGCUUGCUGCCGUCCAGCAGGUGCUGAAGGCUCAGAAGAUCAGCUUCCUCCUGCGAGGGGGGGUCCGGGUCCUGGUGGCGCUGCGGGACACAGGCACAGGUGUGCAGCAGCUGGGCAGUGGCGGCGGCUACUGGGCGGUGGUGGUGCUGUUUGUCAUCGGGCUCUUCGCCGCGGGAGCGUUCAUCCUCUACAAGUUCAAAAGCAGGAAACGGCCCGGCAGGACCGUGUAUGCCCAAAUGCACAAUGAGAAGGAGCAGGAGAUGACCAGCCCUGUGAGCCACAGCGAGGACGUCCAGGGCGCCGUCCAGGGUGAGGAGUUUAUAGAUGAUGAUCUCAACUCACAGACUCUAGGCAACCACUCCGGCGUGGUCCUGAGCAUCAACUCCCGAGAGAUGCACAGCUACCUGGUGAGCUGAUGUGCGGUCGCCCAGCAUCCAUCGUUUCACCCUAUGGAGGCACAGAACCACCGGCGAAGCCGGCGGCCAGACUGAUGGCCCUCGGAGACCUGCGGAAAGCCCCACUCCCUGAGUCGCCCCCAUGCCUGGCGACAGGCACCACCCCCUCUGAUAAGUCCAAGACCCCCAGGCCCAUGGGGGUCCACAGGACCCCCAGACACAGCCCUGCCCCUAUGGAACACCAGGCCUGACUCGAGCAGGUUCUGUUCCCAGACCCCACACACGGCCACCCCAUGUGCUGUUGCUCAGCCUGAGGCCUGACUUCUCUGGGCUGAGGCUGGUCGUCCUAGAGCCCGCCCAGUACCUUGGGCUUCAAGAGCCUCAGACCUGCUCAGACAUGGCCUGGCGGGCUCCUUCCCCGCAAAGGCUGGGGCCUCCCUGACGUUGCUUUCUUCCUCACUCCCAUCUGCGUGGCCGCCUGGUCCCUCUGUGGGAGCCGUGAGCCGGGCCCUCCCAACUCCACCCUUCAGGCCCCCAGUGCCCUCCACCUGGAAGCUGCAGCUCUGUAAAUGCUUCUCUAGGUAGCUGUGGGCAGUGUCAGGGGGUGUCUCACUCUCCAUCUUUAUGGCCAGCGGUAGCCACUGGGGUCACUCUAUCAGAGCCCCAUACUCGGGAGCCCCCUUCCCUGAGUGCCCUCCUCUAGAGCCCCAAGGGGCAGCAGCUCUCCCUGGUUCUCCCCAGGGCAGACGGGGUGGGACGGGCACAGGACCCAUGGCUCCUCGCCCUCACUCCUGCCAGCAAGCAGCACCCUCCCACAGGCUUCUCCCACCUGAUGGCUCCUCUCCCACUGGGUCUGGGCUCCAGAAGGAACCAGGAACCCCCAGAAAGGUGGAUGGUGGAGACGGCGCCAAUGCACGUGUUUUCUGCACUUCUGUAUAGACGGAGGGACCGGGGCAGAAACCAAGCUGGGAGAGGGAGGCUAGGAAUGACAGGACCGGAAGGGCCAUCACAGUGCCCCGUUUUCAAGAAGGGGAAACUGAGGCCCAGGGAGGAGAGUGACUUUCACAAGGUCACAGCAAGAUCACGGCAGAGGUGGCCCUGGACCCAGCCCUCUGCGCCCCAGUGCCAUGCAGUCUCCACACCCUCCACCCCCCAACAGUUUCCUAGAAUCAGGGAUGUUAGCGUAAUUCUACACAUGGGAAUUUACGGGGGGUGGGGGGUCACCUUUUGCCUUGAAAUGGGAAGUCAGUAGCCCAGUAACCCUUUCCUCCUCCUCGUCCCUCCUCCCCCUCCUCUCUGGCAGGGCUCCCUCUCUGAGGGGAGAACGCCAGAGCCAAGACUGGUGAUGCCAAGGCUGGUGACACACUGGCUGGGGGCAAAUCCAAAUGAGGGAGCAGACAUACUCCUGCGCACCAUGUCUGGGCCUAGGGACAUGACCCCAUUUUCCCUAGAAAAGAAACAUGGCCCGUUAGAGGAGGGAGCCCUGGGUGAAUCUUCAUGCCCAAAAUAGUGCCCGGUGGGGAGGAGGAGCCCACUCCUUGUUGAGUAAAUGACCUGUGGAGACUGGAGCCUCAUGUCCCUGGGUUGGAGGGUUUCCAGGACCACAGGAACAAGGGGAGCACCCUGGGUCAGGCAGGAGUGGAGGUGUCCCCACUCUCACCACCUGCCCCUCAGACCCAAAGCUCCCUCCCCACCUGCCUGCCCACCUGGGGCUUCUGGGCCACCCCCAACCCCAGAGGCUGCCCUGCAAGCUGUCAUCAAGGUCCUCCUGGAGGUGGGAUCCAUGACGUAGGCCAUGACUCUCUGGGACUUUGCCGCAGCCCCCACUCCUCUGCUGGCCAUCUGCAGGGAUGCCCCUGUGGGGGCUUUCAUCCUGCUAGCCACCCCCACACACACGCCUGUCCCUGGCCAGCAGCCCGCCUGCGAGCAUCAGGCACACAGGGACAGACACGGCGAGCACAGCCCAGGCCCGGGGCCCACGGCAGCAUGGACCCUGGGAACUGCCCUCCCCCUAGCUCACAGUGCCUGCGGUAGCCACUCUAGGCCUCUGGCCUUCCUUGACCACUCCAUUUAAUUCUCUCUGCUGUUUGGGUAGGGUCUUUCCCCUUAGUUAUUUGUGGUUUUCCUGUAUUUUAUGUUAAUAUUUCUAUUAAGAACAUUUUGGGCACAUGGACCCAAGCCCCUGGGAAGGAAGUGGCGUCUGGUGGAGCCUGAUGUCUCCCCGUCCACGCACCACGGAUAUCCAUGCGCAGGCCCAGGGCUGUCCCUGCUUGUAAAUCGAGGGUCUGCAGAGUUCACGUUCAGGUAGACGUGGGUGCCUGGGAACGAGGCCAUCAGCUGUCGUGCACAUAACAAAGGCGAUGCAUUCCUUCUUAUUUUUCCUUUUUAAAAAUCGAUGAAUCAUUUGUGAUGCUUUUAACAAAGAUUAAAUGAAUUUGAUCAGC
Molecule: messenger RNA, 6032 nt
Organism: Callithrix jacchus (white-tufted-ear marmoset)
Lineage: Eukaryota; Metazoa; Chordata; Mammalia; Primates; Cebidae
Gene: SORCS2
Product: sortilin related VPS10 domain containing receptor 2
Cellular component (GO): membrane
Molecular function (GO): protein binding
Source: RefSeq, a predicted model, not a curated record